Molecule: messenger RNA, 717 nt
Organism: Caenorhabditis angaria
Lineage: Eukaryota; Metazoa; Nematoda; Chromadorea; Rhabditida; Rhabditidae
Source: the annotation of a GenBank genome assembly
AUGACACAAUCGAAAUAUUUGGAUUCACUCAAUGAUUGGCGUUUCAUUUUCUGGUUUCUAUUUCCGUUUUUAUAUGGCUUAUUCUAUGGUUUGAUGAUAUAUUUAUUUCUUUCCCAAACUGAAGAAGCUAAUGAAAUGAUUCGAGAUGUUAUAUUAUAUGAUUUUGAUCUGAAUAUAGAUGACAUUGUUUUUCUUGGUGCGACAAUUUAUCAGAAAAAUGGCUCGAAUUCCAAGUUGAACUGGCGACCAAUUUGUGGGAUUGCAAUAAUUUGGGUAAUGAUUGCAAUUUCAUCAUUUCUUAUGAUUUAUUUCGGAUGGUCUUGCUAUAAUACACUCCAAAAACCUACUCUAAAAUCUUCAAACUUUCAUAAUUUACAAAAACAAGUAUACUAUGCGUUGUUAACUGAAACCUUGAUUCCAGUUGUUCUUUUACAUUUUCCGGUCUCAGUUUUGUUUUUGUUCACGUUUUAUGAGCUCGAUAUUCAAUCAAUAUCUCGAAUAUUUUCUGCAACAAUCGCUAUAUUUCCUGCUGUUGAUCCAUUACCGACAAUGUUCAUUAUUCAAAACUAUCGUGAUGCUAUUAUUCGAAAAUUGAAACUUCAAAAAUGUUUAAAAGGAGAUCAAACAGCUACUGCGAUUGCCCGACAUCACCCACGAAGCUUCCAAUUAAAACGAAUCCAAACUGGAACAAUUCAAAUGGUUGAAAUAAAAUAUUAG